Molecule: messenger RNA, 402 nt
Organism: Zophobas morio
Lineage: Eukaryota; Metazoa; Arthropoda; Insecta; Coleoptera; Tenebrionidae
Product: 2Fe-2S ferredoxin-like
Exons: 6
Coding region: 1-402 (133 amino acids)
Biological process (GO): P450-containing electron transport chain
Cellular component (GO): mitochondrion
Molecular function (GO): 2 iron, 2 sulfur cluster binding
Source: RefSeq, a predicted model, not a curated record
AUGGAGUGGCAUUGUUUAGCUACGCCGCCCUGUCGGCGAGAUUUUUCGGUUUCACCUUUGGUUUUGAAAGAAAAUGAAAAAGUUACAGUUAUAUUUGAAACCGAAGAUGACGAAGUUAAAAUUACUGGAGAUGUUGGGGAAACUGUCUUAGAUGUAGCCCAAAAAAACAAUAUUGACCUGGAAGGUGCUUGUGAAGGCUCGCUUGCUUGUUCAACUUGCCACGUUGUAGUUAAUAAGGACUUUUUUCACAAAAUACCUCCGCCUUUAGAAGAAGAAGUUGAUAUGCUCGAUUUAGCUUACGGACUAGAGGAAACUUCUAGACUGGGCUGCCAGAUUUGCCUUACUAAAGAACUUGAAGGAGUUCGCUUAAAGUUGCCUAAGAAUUAUUUUAGUAAUAAAUAG